AUGACGUCCACUAUCGGUAUUCCAAUCAAGCUGCUACAUGAGGCUCAGGGCCACAUCAUCACGGUCGAGCUCGACAAUGGCAACUCGUACCGUGGCAAGCUCCUUGAUGCUUCUGACGGUCUCUCCUGUACAGCCGAGGACUCGAUGAACGUCCAACUGAAAGACAUCACGGUCACUUCGCGUGAGGGUCGUGUCUAUCACGUCGAUCAAGUGUACAUACGCGGAUCCCAUGUCCGCUUCUUCAUCAUUCCAGACAUGUUGCGCAACGCACCCAUGUUCCGCGCACGCAACGUUCGUGGUCGCGGUGUUGGCCUUGCGCGUGGCCGCGCCACAAAUGGUCCUUUUGACUCUGGCUCGAACGAAAGACCCUUCGCCGCUCGUGGUGGUGGCGUAGGCAGCACAGUUGCUGCUUUCACCUCUGGCCGUGUCCACGCGGCCAACACAUAUGGCCGCGUCGGCCUCGCCCCUGGUUCUUCUGGCCAGGCCACACGAGGCUUUGCCAGGGGCGGCCCCUCUGAUGCUUCUGCCGGUGCUGCUCCCGCUCACGCUGGCUUUGCUCCUCGCACCACAGCACGGGGCGAUUCUGGCCGUUGA
Molecule: messenger RNA, 594 nt
Organism: Drechmeria coniospora
Lineage: Eukaryota; Fungi; Ascomycota; Sordariomycetes; Hypocreales; Ophiocordycipitaceae
Product: LSM domain-containing protein
Exons: 5
Coding region: 1-594 (197 amino acids)
Biological process (GO): RNA processing; spliceosomal snRNP assembly
Cellular component (GO): pICln-Sm protein complex; spliceosomal tri-snRNP complex; U4 snRNP
Molecular function (GO): RNA binding
Source: RefSeq, a predicted model, not a curated record